This is a messenger RNA of Striga asiatica, 1305 nucleotides long. The record is from the annotation of a GenBank genome assembly. NCBI's taxonomy places the organism in Eukaryota, Viridiplantae, Streptophyta, Magnoliopsida, Lamiales, Orobanchaceae.
CCAAACCAUCCCUUUUCACACAACACAGCCCUCCACAUUUUUUCCAUUUGAGUACAUAAAUAACGUGUCUCAUCGAAUAUCAACAUUAAGAUUAAUUACCUUCAUCCACGAAUAAAUAACAGAAACUUUAUUUAUAAAUCUUUCACGAGUGCAAUCUAGCUACUAAUUUUCCAUCACCAUGAGUAAACUUCAUUAGGAUUACCCCACUAAAUAUCAAAACAUAAGAACAUAUAUUUAUAUAUAUCUUUUUAAAUAAAGUUAGAAUUGAAACCCUAGUUACAAAAGUAUAUAGUAGUAGUACAUGAGCAGUCUUUCUCCUUCUUCAUUUAAAUUAAAUAUCUCAUCUUUAUCUCUCCAUCUCUCUCUACAAAACACACUUAGCUCAAAGUCCUUCUCAACCUAAUUCAAUAAGAGUGCGAAAAAAAGGACCCGAAAGCGAAAGUGGAUUCGAGUCGCGGGAAAAGGGCCCUUUCGCCCGAUGGAUCGGAGCCUAAAGAGGAGCAUUUUCCGAUCUACUCGGCAAGAUCUGAACAAGAAAAUUCAGCCAUGGUCACCGCUCUUUCUCAAGUUCUUGGUUAUUCCGGCAGCCAUUACCCGCCGCCCGAUGCUCACGCCCACGAUCAAAUAGCUGCGCCACCCCACACCCAACCCCAGCCCACAAAGGAACAAGCAAGUAGCACAAGGAAGAGGCACUACCGUGGGGUUCGCCAGCGUCCGUGGGGCAAGUGGGCCGCGGAGAUCCGCGACCCGAAGAAGGCGGCCCGCGUCUGGCUCGGGACUUUCGACUCGGCCGAGGCCGCCGCCAUGGCCUACGACGAGGCCGCCCUAGGGUUCAAGGGAAGCAAGGCAAAGCUCAAUUUUCCUGAGCGAGUCCAGCCCAAGUCCGACCAUCUAGGUUACCUCACAACAACCGCCCCUCAAAACCAACGUAAUUUCGUCCCUCGAGAGUACAACUGCAACUACCCCAAUGUACAACACUAUGCAGAGCUCCUACGCUGCAACAACAGCAACAGCAAAAACGAUUAUAAUAAUAAUAAUAAUUAUUAUUAUUAUAAUAAUGCGAGUGGUUUCGGUUAUGGGAGUUAUGUUGAUGUGGUGGGGCCCGGUUUUGGUGGUUCUCAGGGGUCGUCGAGUAGUGAUGUGCCUUCUUCGGUGGCAAUGAUGCCUUUGAAUGAUGGUCGGAAUCUGGAGGGUUUUGUGGGGUUCGAUGAUCAUGGGUCGGGCGGGCCCAGUGGUAGCUCGACCGGGAAUUGGGGAGAGUUUGAUNUAUGCAUAAGUAAUAUUGAGAUCGAACUUAAUUCCCUU